This is a messenger RNA of Epinephelus lanceolatus (giant grouper), 11433 nucleotides long. NCBI's taxonomy places the organism in Eukaryota, Metazoa, Chordata, Actinopteri, Perciformes, Serranidae. The record is from RefSeq and is a predicted model, not a curated record.
CUCCUCCCCGCGACCGCUACAUUCUGCGCCGAAACCCAGUCUCUCCCGGUCCGUAUUUUAACUUCUUCCCACAGACCUAGUGGUACCUCGUUGGGUACCGGGAGACAGUUUGGAUUACUGGCAUCACGGAUUGAGUGCGAUUUUACGCGGAUGACGACUCCUUCAACGAGAAUUUAGUAAAAGAAAAUUGGUCGGAAAUUUCAGAAUAUGUGGAGGGGACCCUAAUUUCAGCAUCCUGGAAGUAGAAAGCACAGAAGAUCUGUGUCUCACACCACAGACAGGUGCAGUGUGUAGCCGGGGCAGCACAGAGGAAGGAAGCUCUGGGGAGGAGGCGGUGCGGCAGCGUGCCUCUCCGGCUGUGGAUGUGCUGGGUGGCAACCCCCAGGCUGCACAGAAUGUGGCUGGGGAGUCACCUCGGCAUGCCCCGCAGCCGGUCGCAGCUGCCUCCCGCCCAGUCCCUCCGUUCACCAAUCCGUCCACUGUGCCACUGCCGGAGAGCAACGACCCAGCAUUCCUCGGCAUGGAGAACGCCCCUCAGACCAACUUGCCUGAGACUCUCCCGAUCAGCAGCGACUCCAAGGACAGCAUCUCAGAACAAGUCCCUGCUGAGGAGAGCGCUGUCGGACUUUCGAGGUCCUUGCAAACAUCCCUCAAUGAGGACUGUAGUUCCUCCGCUGAGAUGCAAAGGCUUCCAGCUUCCCUUUGUCCCCCUCUCGCCACAGAUACACAGAUUGACAGCACAGUGCAGGAGUUGCAAUACGGGUCACAAACUGAUAACGAGAAAAGCCACUCAAUUAGCCAGACAAACCAGAUUCAGCCACCUAGAGAAGGUGCUGGAGUUGUGGUUAUUACGGGGACAAAGGAGAAACAGUCUGUCACAUUGGAAUAUAAACCAGAGACUGGAACAAACAUGGAACUUGGUGGAAAAGAGCACACAGGCGGAAAUAUUCUCCCUCAACCCCAGUCUCAAAUCUGUUUCACGGCCUCAUCUCCAUCUAUCCCACAAUCAAGUGUUAAAGUCCAAGACACCGCAGAACACGGGGUUACGGAGCAGCCUGAUGGGGACCCACUUGUCCACGCAAAUCAAAGCAGCCAUAUACCUCCGCCAGGGCAGGCAGGUGGCCGCCAGGACUCAAAAUCGUCUCCGCUGCCUUUACCCUCACCUGUCGACAGUGAGAUUAAACAAACUGACCUGUCAAAAACACAACCGAAAAUCAUCAAAGAGAUCUCAAAUGAUGCCAGAGAAACACAGAAACAAAAUUCUUUGGAAGCAGUUGAGAUGUUUGAGCACGUUAAAGAGCUUGUUGACACUUCUCACAAAGAAAUACAACCUCCCUCCGCUGAAAUACUUGAGACCCCAAAGGCAAGAGAACCAAUUCCUGGAUUAUACACUUCUCCCGGAAAAGGAAGCUCAGUGUCCGGCAACAUCCAGAGGGGCUGCCAUCCACUGGAAGGAGAGCAGGUGGAGAGAAGCAUGAGGGAAGAACAAACUUACCCCUCCUCAUCCGACUUAACAAUGGUGCCAGAGUACUCCUACACACAGGAGAGUUCCUCCAAACCCUCUGUUGCACCGCCACUGUUUGACACAGGCCUGGUUGUUUCACUGCAGGCGGAGCAGGUUGUUGAAGCAGAAACAUCUCAUCCCUCCGACCAAGUCCCCACAACAGAGACGCCACUCACUGCUGAGCUUGUGCAUUCAGCUGAAGCUCAAGAAAUUGUUGUUGUCAGAGAGGAGGCUCAUAUCAGUGGGGACUGGUCUAACAUGCACCUGAAUCAGAGUUACCUCCUGCAGCGAGAAGACGGCAGCGUCUGUGAAGCUGCCAUUGUUAACGAGCUGAGCUCUGAACUCUCUACUGGGGAACCAAAGCUGUAUGAGAGUGUUGAGGCAGAUAUUGAGUUAGACUCACAACCCGUGGAAGUGUACGAGUUUUGCACCCUGGUUGAGGAGGUUGCUGAGGAAACAGUCUGUGCCAGCAGUAGUGCACAGAUACCUCACUCUCCAGGAUAUGAGGUGAACUUAUUCAACGCAUUACUGGAGCACUCUGAGGAGGACCUUGAACCAUCUAUUCACACAAUUAAUGAAAGUGGCACCGUCAUUAUUUCCCAGCAGCCCUUGCCUUCGUUGCCUAAUGCAAAUCAAAUACAGGCGAACAGUAAUUCCCAUAAUUUGUCCAUACAAAACACAAGGGUAGCAGCGGUCGGGCAGCAUUUGGUAUUAGAUGCUAACCAAGCUGUUGAAGUGGCUAACUCAAGUGAGGUUUGUUUAGUUGAAGUAGCUGCUGUUACAUCUGACUCAUUCGCUGUUGAACAGACGGGCACCAGUCCAAAAAUUGUGACAUCUUGCACACAGGUCAGUGCAGCCCUUUUGGACCAAACAGAGGUGAGUGAUUCUCCUGUAAUUCAAAUGAUUCCCCAAAAACAGAAAGUAGAGGCAGCAACUGGUGCACUCUCUUUCAUAUCCCCGGUGGUUACUGGUGAGGACGUCCCUGUUGCUGUUUCACUACAUGUUCAGCCCUCUCUAAAUCAGACUGUUGUAAGUGCCACAAAGCGUGAGGCCUAUGUUUCUUCACUCGAAGGGACCAAAGACACCCCUGCUUUGACAGAGACUCCAUCACAGAGUAUCCAGAAUGUUGCUGUGCCCGCAGGAACCAAACCAGAGGCUCUCUGCACCACUCACUCCUCUGGUGUUAUAAAUCCAAAGCUGCUCCUUCUUAAACAGGGAGAAACUCCUCUCCUGAUACACCCACCCCCCCUUUUGGCACAGGUGUCCAAGCAGCAGAGUGCAGCCGGCAAUCUGGCCAAUGCCCACAGCUCUUGGUCUGGCACAGUGUCUGAGGAGUGCCUUCCCCAAACUGUCUCAGACUCUUUAUGUGCGCCCGUGGCUCCUAGCGGCCAUAAAGAUCAGACGCAAUGCUCUGUCAAUAAAACUUCAGUGUCAGCAGCCCUGCCUGUCAAGGUACAGCAGCCCACUAUGAGCGGUAACUCGCUUCAACUUGGCCAGACUGCAUCUGUCACCCCCACAACCUCAACAAGCAAAUCUGACAAAGAGGCCUUAACUGUUACUAAAACUUCAAGCGAAGCAAAUCCUGCGUCCCAGGAUGUUGUCACCCCGACAGAAGCUACGACGCCUAACGCCCUUUACAUGCUCUCAGCAUCCGUUGAAAGAGACGGUGCAGUCAUGGCACCAAACAGUCUGGAUGACCCUGCCAGCCAACCGGACUCGCUCUAUGUUGAGGAGGAGGGUGACGACAUGGAGCAGGACGAACCAACUGAGGACACUGAGGCUCAGGAGCCCACUUCAGGACAGGUCAGCAGUCCAGAGGAAGGCAGUGAUGAAGAACCUGAUGAAGACAAAACAGAAAGUGAGAUGACCGCCCACAGCUCACCACAUAAGCAUGGACAGAGCAGGACAGACAGAAAGGCACUGUUCCUAAAGGUACGCCAGUGGAUAGCAGACAGGGUCACCGCAAACUCCUCCCCUGUCUCACCCUCCACCUCGUCGUCUUACCCCGGCCCCUCACCCACCAGUGAUUGGUCCACCCCACGACGGGAGAAGUCCUCGCCUCUCCGGGGUCCUCAUGGGAAGUUUGUUUCUCCUUCCUCUGUUGGCGGCUACAGUUCCUCCUCUUCCCCACCGGAUCAGGCCACCCCUCAGCGACCCCGUGGAGAGCGUCACACAGACAUGGCAGAGCUGGCUAAACAUGAAGCAGACAUCGAGCAUCGGACCCAGGCACUGAAGCGAGAGGGCUUUUGGUCAAUGAAGCGUCUAACCCGCCUGACAGAGCCGCCAAGACCCAAAGUUCACUGGGACUACCUGUGCGAAGAGAUGCAGUGGCUCUCUGCUGACUUUGCUCAGGAGCGAAGGUGGAAGAGAGGGGUGGCUAGGAAGGUGGUACGGAUGGUGAUGAGACAUCACGAGGAACUGAGGCAAAAAGAAGAAAAGGCCAAGAGAGACGAGCACGCUAAGAUCAGGAGAGUUGCCUCUUCUAUCGCAAAGGAGGUCCGGGCUUUCUGGAGCAGCGUGGAGAAGGUGGUGCAGUACAAGCAGCAGUCCAGACUGGAGGAGAAGAGGAAGAAGGCCUUGGACCUUCAGCUGGACUUCAUUGUCGGCCAGACGGAGAAAUACUCAGACCUCCUCAGCAAGUCACUCGCACCCACCAGACCUGUUGAAGCUGAACCUGAACCUGUCCCACAGACUCCACAGAAAUCUGUGCCAGCUCCCGUCGAUGAGGAUGACAGAGACUUUGAGCCUCCAUGUGAGGAGGAGGACGAUGAGGAGACCAUAGAGGUGGAGGAGCAACAGGAGGGCAAUGAUGCUGAGAGCCAUCGGAGAGAGAUUGAACUGCUGAAGGAGGAGGGCUUGCUGCCCCUCGACCAGUUACUCAGCACCCUCAAACUGCCAACGGAGUCGGGCUCAGAUGAAGAAUGCUCUGAUGAAACCUCCUCAUCGGUGGAGGAGGAAGAGGAAGAUGGCGAAUUCACAGCCAACGAAGAGGAUGCUGAGGAUGAGGAGGACACCAUCGCUGCCCAGGAGAAGGUCGAGGGAAACGUGGAUCACGCAGAGGAGCUGGAUGAUUUGGCCAGAGAAGGUGAUAUGACUGUUGAGGAGCUGCUGGAGAAGUACAAAGGAGCAUACGCCUCAGACUUUGAGGCACCGUCUGCAUCUGGCUCCAAAGAAAGCUCUGAUUCGGAGGUGUCUGGGGAUGAGGAGGAGGAGACUGAGGAAGAUGAGAGUGAUGUGGAAAGCAACACUUCCUCCUCAGAUUCACCAGGAGACAGUGCAGAGGAUGAUGACAGUGAGAAGGAUGAAGAGGAGAGUGAGGAAGAUGAUGAUGAUGAUGAUGAUGAUGGCUGUGGAGAUGAAGGGAUGGAGGUCUUGCUGAAGGAGGGAGACAACAGCCCACCCUCUGCUAGCUCACGGCCAAAGAAAGAGAUCAGCCACAUUGCUGCGACUGCAGAGAGCCUGCAGCCUAAAGGCUACACGUUGGCCACCACAAAGGUGAAGACCCCCAUCCCAUUCCUGCUUAAUGGCACGUUACGAGAAUACCAGCACAUUGGACUCGACUGGCUGGUCACCAUGUACGAGAAAAAGCUGAAUGGCAUUCUGGCUGAUGAGAUGGGUUUGGGAAAAACCAUCCAGACUAUCGCGCUGCUGGCUCACCUCGCCUGUGAGAAAGGUAACUGGGGCCCUCACCUCAUCAUCGUGCCCACCAGUGUGAUGUUAAACUGGGAGAUGGAGCUGAAACGCUGGUGUCCUGGGUUUAAAAUCCUCACUUACUUUGGCAGCCAGAAGGAGAGGAAGCUAAAGAGACAGGGUUGGACGAAACCUAAUGCUUUCCACGUUUGCAUCACUUCGUACAAGCUGGUACUGCAGGAUCACCAGGCCUUCCGACGUAAGUCUUGGCGGUACCUGAUUCUAGAUGAGGCACAAAACAUCAAGAACUUCAAGUCCCAACGCUGGCAGAGUCUGCUGAACUUCAACAGCCACCGGCGACUGCUGCUGACAGGAACGCCGCUCCAGAACAGCCUGAUGGAGCUGUGGUCUCUGAUGCACUUCCUCAUGCCCCACGUGUUCCAGUCUCACCGUGAGUUCAAAGAGUGGUUCUCCAACCCGCUGACGGGAAUGAUCGAGGGCAGUCAGGAGUAUAACGAGGGCCUGGUCAAGAGGCUCCACAAGGUGCUGAGACCUUUCCUGCUCAGAAGGAUCAAGAUCGACGUGGAGAAGCAGAUGCCCAAAAAAUAUGAGCAUGUGGUGCGCUGCCGCCUCUCCAAGAGACAACGAUUUCUCUACGAUGACUUCAUGGCUCAGGCCUCGACCAGAGAGACGCUGGCCAGCGGUCACUUCAUGUCUGUGAUUAACAUCCUAAUGCAGCUCCGCAAAGUGUGCAACCACCCCAACCUGUUCGACCCUCGACCCAUCCAGUCUCCCUUCAUCACGCAGCCCAUUGUUUUCCACACAGCCUCUCUGGUGCAGGACGCCUUGGAGGUCUCUCCUUUGAAGCGCUGCGACCUCUCUAUGUUUGACCUUGUUGGUUUGGAGAGCCGUGUGUCCCGGUACCAGGCAGAUGUCUUCCUGCCGCGUCACAAGGUCAGCCGGCAACUUAUCCAGGAGAUCACGGAGUCCCCUGAACCCCCUCCGAGACCUAAACCAGUCCGCAUGAAAGUCAACAGGAUGUUCCAGCCGCCUCCUAAAAGUGAUAAUCGACCGGUCCUGCUGAUGAACAAACCCACCUGCUCUGUGCCGCCUGCAGCACAGACCCCCAAACCUCCUCCAGUGACUGAAGUCACAUCAACUCCUGCUCCUGCUCCUGUAGUUCAGCAAGUUGUGUGUUCAGUCGCAACCACGGCCCCUCGCCCAGCCAUGCAUCCCACCGCUCAAACUGCAGUGAGAUCCAGCGCUCCAAAACCAGUGCUGACUGUACGGCCUCCCACUGCUUCCUGCACCGCCGGUAUCCCUGCUCAUCCAAGUCCAAACCCCAGCAACGUCCUGCCCCAGAGGGUCCUGCUCAGCCCAGAUAUGCAAGCUAGGUUGCCUUCUGGUGAGGUAGUGAGCAUAGCCCAGCUCGCCUCCCUGGCAGGACGACCUGUGUCGUCAUGUCAGGGCAGUAAACCCGUCACCUUCCAGCUUCAGGGCAACAAGUUGACUCUGUCUGGAGCUCAGAUCCACCAAGUCCCAGCAGCGUCUCCACGCCCAGUUCAAGGUAAUGUGAUGCACCUGGUGUCCAGCGGGGUGCAGCACCACCUCAUCAGCCAGCCUGCCCAGGUGGCUGUCCAGAGCGCAGCCAACACACAUCCUGCAAACACCUCCUCCACUGCUCCACCUGCAAACCGGCUGCCUCACAAUGCCUCAGCACAAGUGCCCCCCACCAUGGUGAGCAGCCCCGGCGUCGUGAAGAUUGUUGUGCGUCAGACAGCAGGCAAGGACGGCGGGCCUGUGCCCACCCUGGCUGUGGCCCCUUCCCCUCGUGUUGCUCCUCAGGCAUCUCCUUCCCCGCACCCCCACGCCAACACAACCCCUGUCAGAAACACAGCUCCACUGCAAAUUGCCCAGCGCACCCCUGGUCCCGCUACCGCCCACUACACCAUGGCUCCUCCCGGAAACCCCAGCCCGACCCCGAACCAGCCCCACCCCCCUCGCCCUGUCCUCAAAGUAGUGCAGCCUCCUCCAUGGAGCACAGAGCAGCCAGCUCCAGCUCAGGUCACCUCUUCAUCCUCUGUGUCCAAGUCUUCAUCAGCACCACGUGACGGCAGCAGCAGUCAGACACCAGUUAGCACCAAGUCCAGGUCCAGUACAGGAGCCAAAGCCUUCCCUCCUCCCAGGAGAGUGCCGCGUCCACCUCCUCGCUCGCCCUUUCACAUGUCAUGGCUGGCAGACAGCCUCAAACAGCAGCGCGACAGCCGACUGGACUUCAUCAUUCGAGUCAACGAGAACCACUGUGCAGCAAAGCCCGUGUACGGCAGAGAGGUUUUGGACUUCCUGACUUUCCUCCCUGGUCCCCGUCCCUCGCCGGCCGCCCUGAGCGCUCAGGAGGAGUGGGGCCGCUCGGGCCACAGCAGCGCUCUCUACGCACAGCAGCACAACAAAUACAACUUCUGGUUUCAGAGUCACGCUGUGAGAGAAGCCAUCCACAGCAUCGAAGACAGGCUGGAGCUGCUCAAUGACAUCAUAGACAGGUUUACGUUUGCCAUUCCUCCAGUGGAGGCUCCUCCCAUCUCCAUGCACUGCUGCCACCCUCCUCCGUCUCUGAGCCACAAGCAGGCCGUCUUCUCCACCUUGUUGUCAUCUCAGGUCGCUCCACUCACGGGCAGCCUCCAUCGUAUCCAGUGUUACAUGAGGACCCAGUUCCCAGACCUGAGACUCAUACAGUAUGACUGUGGUAAGCUGCAGACUCUCCACACUUUGCUGCGUAAGCUGAAGACAGGAGGCCACAGAGUGCUGAUCUUCACUCAGAUGACGCGUAUGUUGGACGUGUUGGAGCAGUUCCUCAACUACCACGGACACAUCUACCUCCGUCUGGAUGGCAGCACGCGUGUGGAGCAGAGACAGGCCCUCAUGGAGCGCUUCAACGCAGAUCGACGUAUUUUCUGCUUCAUUUUGUCAACUCGCAGCGGAGGUGUAGGCGUGAACCUGACGGGAGCCGACACAGUGGUGUUCUACGACAGCGACUGGAACCCCACCAUGGAUGCCCAGGCGCAGGACCGCUGCCACAGAAUCGGCCAGACCAGAGACGUCCACAUCUACAGAAAUGACUCCAUCAGCAUCACUGCUCUGUUUGAGCCUGUUAAUGUCGAGACAGAUCAAGUGCCUCCUUUUUCAUUUUCCUUUAAGUACAGAGGACUGUUUUCCUUUCAGCUCAAUAUGACUCAUUUUCAAUAUGUUCCUCAGCAAACCAUCCGAGAGCUCUUUGAUAUGAACGACGGGGAGAGGAGGGAGGUGGCAGUGGAGCUCUCAGUGCCCCAGGCUGAGGAGGAGGAGGCUGUCAACAAACAGAGCACCACCAUUCUGGAGCAGGCCCUGUGUCGUGCCGAGGAUGAGGAGGACAUAGUUGCUGCCUCUCAGGCCAAAGCGGAGCAGGUGGCAGAACUGGCGGAGUUCAAUGAGAACAUACCACUGGAUGAUGGAGGGGAACAGGAGGAGGUGGAGGAGCUCUCCAAGGCCGAGCAGGAGAUCGCUGCUCUGGUGGAGCAGCUCACUCCAAUUGAACGCUACGCCAUGAACUUCCUGGAAGCCUCACUAGAAGACGUGUGCAAAGAGGAGUUGAAGCAGGCUGAGGAACAAGUGGAGGCUGCCAGGAAGGGCCUGGACCAAGCCAAGGAGGAGGGCCUUAAGCUUCAUGCUUCAUCCGAUGAUGACGAGGAUGACUUUUUGUCACCGCCAGCCUCUGUGGAGCCUGCUCAGCCAGCCCGCCGUGGCCGUAAACCUAAGGACAAGGACAAGAUUGUCACCUCGACAAGGACCAGCGGUCGACUGCGUGGGGCCUCACCUGAAACGGAACCUGAGCCCACAACCCCUAGAGAAGUGCCUGAAAGACUCCGCUGCGGUCUGAGAGGACGAGGAGCUGCCAAAGACACUGGUACUGUGUCUACCACCCCGUCCCGCACAGACCAUCACAAAACCUCCUCGUCAACCAGGCUUCAAGAUUCCUCCAAGUCGUCAAAAGCCUCAUCUCCUGCCAGAGAUCACCAGACCAUCAAAACCAGGACUCUGCCAAACCGCUCCCAUCCCAGUCCAGUGCCUUCCCCUCCUACGACCUCUCCCCCUGGAGGGAAACAACAGUGUGUUGGGGAGACCGACAGCAAGACCUCCAAAGCCUGCAAAGAGGAGAAGGAAGGGGAGAAGGAGAGGAGGGUGUCUGAGUCUUCGCUAGAAUCCAGCUGCCCGGCGGACCAUCAGGCAAAAGAUGAUGACACCAAAGACCACAGCGCCAUGUCUCCCCCCUCCACCAGCUCCAGAUCACCUCGCAAGCGUCAGUCAGCAGAUGGUGAAGUCCUGCGGGGCCUGGUUGAAGACUCUCCAUCGGCCAAAGUCCUGCGAAAACUUCCAGGGAGGUUGGUCACCGUGGUGGAAGAGAAAGAGCCAAGGAGGAGGAGGCGAAGAGGAAGCGGCACCGGAGGUGGAACUUCUUCAGAGGAGGCCACCGUGGAGGAGAACACUGCUGGAUUCGUUGAUGAACCAAACAAAGACAACACGUCACUGAGCCCUGACAGCAAAACAAAAGGGACCGUUACCAAAUCUCCUCAGGACCAAGACUCUACUCCUAGUCCGUCUGUGCACCCACCGCCUGUCAGAAGUUAUCCUCCAUAUUCCCCGUCCCAUCUUUCUCCUGACAUGCCUGUGCUGAGAAAUCUUCCCGUGCGGCGCAGGCUGGAAACUGAAUCUCGCAUGGCUGCUCAGCUGGGAGAACAACAGCAGCAUCUGGGUCGGGGAAGGGGAGGAAACCAGUCCAGAAAAACAGACGUACAACCAGGCAAAGAUGCCACUGCAACUUCCACAGACUCCAGUGUGAACUCUGUUGUGGCACCUUUGAAGAGAAAGAGGGGCCGGCCCCCUAAGACUCCCCCAAGGUUACCAGAGUCUGACAGCACAGUGACCCCUUCUUCACAGCCCACCUCGCCAAGUGAGGAAGGGAAUCCUCCUCUUUCCCCGAAACGUAAGAGAGGUCGCCCUCGCAAAGACUCCACAACUGCACCAGAGACUGUCAGUGAAGGACAUAACUCUAAAAAUGAGACCACAACUACUGGUGUAUCUGGUAUAUCCAAAACUGAUGCUAGCACAGAGCCAACUGUCUCACCUCCCCAUAAGUCAGAGACCCCUAUAGCUGCUGUUGUCACUACAAGUUACGCCUCCCAGUCUACCAAAGCUGAGGGAACAGAAACCAAGAGUGAGGUUACAUCCCCUUCUCCAAAUCCAGCUAAAGCCCCCACAGCAACAUCAACAACAGAUAAAGCUUCCACACCAGUUGCAGCUUCAGUGCAAGUACCCACUACACCUGCACCCUUUCCUGUGGUUGCCUCCACGUCAGCUUCAGCCCAAUUCAUUAGCUCAGCUCCAGCUCCAGUUUCAAGCCCAGACACAGCAGCAACCCACGUGUCCCCCGCAUCCUCUGUCCCACUUUCCACGUCUACCACCAUCCCAGUUACUGCUACCCCCACUACCACGGCUCCACUGCCACCUGCUAGCACCAUCACAUCAACUCUUCCAGGUAUAAAACCAACACUUGUGGUUUCCACUGCUUCUAAAGCUCCCAUAGAGCCAAAACCUUCAGUUUCUACAACUGUGAAAACAACAGGACCAGACUCUGCCAAAACCGCCACAGUUGCCACUCCAGCUGCUGCCACCCCAUCGACUGUGUCAUCUCCUGCCACGGCUGUCAAAGCAGUUCCCACAUCAGUCGCUGCUGCAACAAUCACAACAGCCGCUAACGUAGUAUCAAAAACAGUCAGCGUUACACCAGCAGUCACCACUACAGCAAAAUCAGUCGCAACAAAAAGUACAACUGUGAAGGAAUUGAAGCAAGUUACUGCUUUGUCAUCUACGACAUCUUCCCCAGCUGGUGUAACUUCCACCCCAGCUACCAUAACCUCCACCUCAGCUGCUGUAACUUCCCUCCCAGCUACCAUAACCUCCGCCUCAGCUGCUGUAACUUCCCUCCCAGCUACCAUAACCGCCGCCUCAGCUGGUGUAACUUCCCUCCCAGCUACCAUAACUGCCGCCUCAACUGGUGUAACUUCCCUCCCAGCUACCAUAACUGCCGCCUCAGCUGCUGUAACUUCCCUCCCAGCUACCAUAACCUCCGCCUCAGCUGGUGUAACUUCCACCCCAGCUACCAUAACCUCCACCUCAGCUGCUGUAAGUUCCACCCCAGCUACCAUAACCUCUGCUCCAGCUACCAUAACCUCUUCGUAGGCUAAUGUAACCUCCGCUCCAGCUAC